Molecule: messenger RNA, 1214 nt
Organism: Myotis lucifugus (little brown bat)
Lineage: Eukaryota; Metazoa; Chordata; Mammalia; Chiroptera; Vespertilionidae
Product: alcohol dehydrogenase 4-like
Exons: 9
Coding region: 30-1172 (380 amino acids)
Biological process (GO): formaldehyde catabolic process
Cellular component (GO): cytosol
Molecular function (GO): zinc ion binding; S-(hydroxymethyl)glutathione dehydrogenase [NAD(P)+] activity
Source: RefSeq, a predicted model, not a curated record
AGCUUCCAAGGCGAGUUUCCUAAAGAAAAAUGGGCACCAAGGGCAAAGUUAUUAAAUGCAAAGCAGCCAUCGCCUGGGAAGCAAACAAGCCCCUUUGCAUAGAAGAGGUUGAGGUAGCUCCCCCCAAGGCACAUGAAGUUCGAAUUCAGAUAAUCGCCACUGCCUUGUGCCAUACCGAAGCCCAUAUUCUCCAUCCUAAAUUUACGGAGGCUUUUUUCCCAGUGAUUCUUGGCCAUGAGGGGUCAGGAAUUGUGGAGAGUGUUGGGCCAGGAGUGACCAACUGCAAACCAGGUGACAAAGUGAUUCCUCUCUACAUGCCUCAAUGUAAAAAAUGCAAGUUCUGUUUGAGUCCACUCACAAAUUUCUGUGCAAAACUCAGUCCAUCCAAAAGUCCUCUUGUUCAGCAAGAACUAAUGGAAGACAAAACCAGCAGGUUUACCUGCAAAGGAAAACCAGUUUACCAUUUCAUGGGGAUCAGUACCUUCUCUCAGUACACUGUCGUAUCAGAUACUAAUCUGGCCAAAAUAGAUGAUGAUGCAAAUUUAGAGAGAGUCUGUCUGCUUGGAUGUGGGUUUUCAACUGGCUAUGGAGCUGCAAUCAACACUGCCAAGGUUACCCCAGGUUCUACUUGUGCCAUCUUUGGCCUGGGAGGUGUCGGCCUUUCUGCUUUAAUCGGUUGUAAAGUAGCAGGAGCUUCCAGAAUCAUAGCUGUUGAUAUCAACAGUGAGAAGUUUGCAAAGGCCAAAGCUCUUGGAGCCACUGACUGCCUCAAUCCUAGAGACCUACAAAAACCCGUCCAGGAGGUCAUCAUUGAAAUGACCGGUGGGGGUGUGGAUUUUGCACUUGACUGUGCAGGUGGAUCUGAAGCCAUGAGAGCAGCCCUGGACUGCACAACAGUAGGUUGGGGAUCGUGUACUCUCAUUGGAGUAGCCAUUGGUGACAAAGGAUUGACUGUUUCUCCAACAGAGAUACUAAUGGGCCGUACUAUCAAUGGAACGUCAUUUGGUGGUUACAAGGGUAGAGAUUCAAUCCCAAAGCUGGUUACUGAUUACAAGAAUAAGAAAUUCAACCUGGAUGCACUGGUGACCCACACCCUGCCUUUUGACAAAAUCAAUGAGGCAUUUGACCUAAUGCACCAAGGAAAAAGCAUUCGAACAGUCCUGACCUUCUGAAGAAGCCAGGAACAAUUUGGAAGACUAUCUGCCUGAAUCUGA